UCUCAGCCCUGGAGGUCGGUUCCCCGGAUCCCGAGGCGCGGGUGCCGCCGUGCCGCUGGGUACCCGCAGCUCGCCCACGCGCGGCGAGAGCUUCCCGAUAUCAUAUAAGCUGCUUUCAUCAUGGGAGAAAUAGAACAGAAGCCCACCCCCGCAUCACGUCUGGGGGCCCCGGAGAAUUCGGGGAUCAGCACCUUGGAACGAGGACAGAAACCGCCGCCCACACCUUCAGGAAAACUCAUGACCGUCAAAAUCCAGAUGCUGGAUGACACCCAGGAGACCUUUGAAGUUCCACAACGAGCUCCCGGGAAGGUGCUGCUGGACGCCGUGUGCAACCACCUCAAUCUCGUGGAGGGCGACUACUUCGGCCUGGAGUUCCCUGACCACAAAAAGAUCAUGGUGUGGCUGGACCUCCUGAAGCCCAUUGCGAAACAGAUCCGAAGGCCAAAGCAUGUUGUUCUUAAGUUUGUGGUGAAAUUCUUCCCACCUGACCACACGCAACUCCAAGAGGAACUCACAAGGUACCUGUUCGCUCUGCAGGUGAAGCAGGACUUGGCUCAGGGCAGGCUGACGUGUAAUGACACCAGCGCUGCCCUCCUGAUCUCACACAUCGUACAGUCCGAGAUUGGGGAUUUUGAUGAAGCCUUGGACAGAGAACACUUAGCAAAAAAUAAGUAUGUACCUCAGCAGGAUGCGCUGGAAGACAAGAUCGUGGAGUUCCACCACAGCCACAUUGGACAAACCCCGGCAGAGUCAGAUUUCCAGCUCCUGGAGGUGGCCCGGCGGCUGGAGAUGUACGGAAUCCGGUUGCACCCUGCCAAGGACAGGGAAGGCACCAAGAUCAACCUGGCUGUCGCCAACACAGGAAUUCUAGUGUUUCAGGGUUUCACGAAAAUCAAUGCUUUUAACUGGGCCAAGGUGCGGAAACUGAGCUUCAAGAGGAAGCGCUUUCUUAUCAAGCUCCGACCGGAUGUGAACAGCUCAUACCAAGACACCCUGGAAUUCCUGAUGGCCGGCCGAGACUUCUGCAAGGCCUUCUGGAAAAUCUGUGUAGAGCAUCACGCCUUUUUUAGACUCUUUGAAGAACCCAAGCCAAAACCAAAGCCAGUUCUCUUCAGCAGAGGCUCGUCAUUCCGGUUCAGUGGUCGGACUCAGAAGCAAGUUCUCGACUAUGUUAAAGAAGGGGCCCACAAGAAGGUGCAGUUUGAAAGGAAACACAGCAAGAUCCAUUCCACCAGGAGCUUUUCUUCACAGCCCACAGCAUCGAACUCAGAAGUGCCAAAACAGUCUCCACAGAACGCCAGCCUUACAUUUGGAGAAGGGUCUGAGUCUCCCGGCGGCCAGAGCUGUCAGCAAGCCAAGGAAGCGAAAGUCUCUACCUUGGAGUCAGGACCACACCAAAGCCCCGCUCCUGCGUCCAAGAGUUCUCCCGGGAGCAGAGCUGCAGACGGACCCGCCGUGGUGCCGCCCGAAGAAGAGGAAGAGGAGGAGGGUGGCAAGGAGGGCGCCCAGCCAAGUCAACGUCAGCCCCCACAACCAAGCACAGGCUCCCUGACUGGCAGUCCUCACCUUUCAGAACUGUCCAUCAACUCACAGGGAGGAGUUGCCCCGACCAACGCGACCUUGUCUCCCAACCUGAGUCCCGACACCAAGCAGGCCUCCCCCUUGGUCAGCCCGCUCCUGAACGACCAAGUGUGCCCGAGGACCGAUGACGAGGAAGAGGGCCGGCGAAAGAGAUUCCCGACCGACAAGGCCUACUUCAUUGCUAAGGAAGUGUCCACCACUGAGCGAACGUACCUGAAGGACCUCGAGGUCAUCGCUUCGUGGUUUCAGAGCACGGUCAGCAAAGACGAUUCCAUGCCUGAAGCCUUGAAAAGUCUCAUUUUCCCGAAUUUUGAACCUUUGCACAAGUUUCACACCAAUUUUCUCAAGGAAAUCGAGCAGCGACUUGCCCUGUGGGAAGGCCGCUCAAAUGCCCACAUCAGAGGAGAUUACCAAAGAAUCGGGGAUGUCAUGCUUAAGAACAUCCAGGGCAUGAAGCACCUGGCAGCCCACCUGUGGAAGCACAGCGAAGCCUUGGAGGCGCUGGAGACGUCCAUCAAGGGCUCCCGGCGGCUGGAGCAUUUCUGCCGAGACUUUGAGCUGCAGAAGGUGUGUUACCUGCCACUCAACACCUUCCUCCUGCGCCCGCUGCAUCGGCUCAUGCACUACAAGCAGGUCCUGGAGCGGCUCUGCAAGCACCACCCUCCAAGCCACGCUGACUUUAGGGACUGCCGAGCUGCACUGGCAGAGAUCACAGAGAUGGUGGCACAACUGCACGGGACAAUGAUCAAGAUGGAGAACUUCCAGAAGCUGCACGAGCUCAAGAAAGAUUUGAUUGGCAUCGACAAUCUUGUGAUCCCAGGAAGGGAGUUCAUCCGCCUGGGCAGCCUCAGCAAGCUCUCCGGGAAGGGGCUCCAGCAGCGAAUGUUCUUUCUGUUCAACGAUGUCCUGCUGUACACCAGCCGGGGGCUAACGGCAUCCAAUCAGUUUAAAGUCCACGGACAGCUCCCGCUGUACGGGAUGACGGUCGAGGAGAGCGAAGAGGAGUGGGGUGUGCCCCACUGCCUGACCCUCCGCGGCCAGCGGCAGUCCAUCAUCGUGGCCGCCAGUUCCCGGUCGGAGAUGGAAAAGUGGACGGAGGACAUCCAGAUGGCCAUUGCCCUGGCAGAGAAAAGCAAUGGGCCCACCCCUGAGCUCCUGGCUAGCAGUCCCCCUGACAACAAGUCCCCAGAUGAGGCCACAGCGGCUGACCAGGAGUCCGAGGAUGAUCUGAGCGCCUCACGGACCUCGCUGGAGCGCCAGGCCCCUCACCGUGGCAACACGAUGGUGCACGUGUGCUGGCACCGCAACACCAGCGUCUCCAUGGUGGACUUCAGCAUCGCGGUAGAGAACCAGCUGUCUGGGAACUUGCUGAGGAAGUUCAAGAACAGCAACGGAUGGCAGAAGCUGUGGGUCGUGUUCACCAACUUCUGCCUGUUCUUCUACAAAUCACACCAAGACAAUCACCCCCUCGCCAGCCUGCCUCUGCUGGGCUACUCACUCACCAUCCCCUCGGAAUCCGAGAACAUUCACAAGGACUAUGUGUUUAAGCUGCACUUCAAGUCCCACGUGUACUACUUCAGGGCUGAAAGCGAAUACACGUUCGAGAGGUGGAUGGAAGUCAUACGAAGUGCUACCAGCUCAGCCUCCCGGGCCCACAUCCUGAGUCACAAAGAAUCUCACCUGUACUGAUGGCUGGACACACUGGCUGUUCCAGCCACGGCUGCUCUCUUGGGAGAUAUAAGGAAGCCUAGCAAAAUCCACACCGGUCUGAACACACUGAAGAUGCACAGUGGCUCCCGCCCACCUCCCUCCACAGGCCCUCUCUCCAAACCUUGUCUUCUCCAGUACUAAUCUCUCCAGAAGUCUUUCCCCUCCGGGCCUAGGGAUGGGAGGGCUUGUCUUGCCAUUCUCGUGGGACGCUUUAGCUUGUGUCAGUAUUGAGACAUUGUCAUCAAGAGUGCCAAAUGCCUGUCUCUGCCCUGCAGGUGCACCCCAGGGCAGGACCCACGCAUCAGUUCACCUGAGACACAAGUGCGCUUUUCCUAGGGAAGGGUUGCGUUGUCUUUCACCUGCGGACUGCUAUUUUCCAGAAUGGACUUUUCCAGGGUCUACAACACAUGGCGCAGUCUUAAGCAAAUGAGAUCAUUUUCGGAUUUCAUUUCUUUUCCAGUCUUUCUACUUUUAUAAUAAUAGGACACUGG
This is a messenger RNA of Microtus ochrogaster (prairie vole), 3782 nucleotides long. RefSeq names its product FERM, ARH/RhoGEF and pleckstrin domain protein 1 (gene Farp1). The transcript is spliced from 27 exons. The record is from RefSeq and is a predicted model, not a curated record. Bases 121 to 3270 code for a protein of 1049 amino acids. Lineage: Eukaryota; Metazoa; Chordata; Mammalia; Rodentia; Cricetidae. Gene Ontology annotation, molecular function: guanyl-nucleotide exchange factor activity; cytoskeletal protein binding. Gene Ontology annotation, cellular component: cytoskeleton.